AUGGGUUUUUUGAAUUUCGUUUUCAGAUAUUCAUCAUUGAAUGUUUUAGUUCUCGGCCUGCUUCUCAGCAUCCAUUGCUUCCUCUUUGUCCAAUCACAAGAGUUACGGCAACCUCAAUCACCACCUCCUCCUCCGUCUCCGGCUGAGAAUACCUUGCCGCCAACUCCUCAAUCUGGCAAUACGCCACCGAUUCCACAGCUCAGUCCGCCUCUUCCUCCUCCCCUGACUCCGCCUCCGCCACCAUCACCAUCACCUCCACCUCCUCCUCCACCGCCUGCUCCUUCUCCACCUCCGCCACCUCCACCGAUUUCAAAACCCCCACCCCCUCGGCGUCACGCUUCGCCUCCACAAUCUAAUAGAAGGCUUCGGCCGCCAUCUCCUCCUCCACCUCCUCCUCCGCCGGCGCGGACCUUCAAGCAGACGGAGAAAAGUGGAUUAAACACUGGGAAAACGGUGGGUCUGGUAUUUGCUGGGUUUGCAGCGAUGUUGCAGAUUUGCGUUGUUGCCUUCUUGGUUUUCAAGAGAAAGCAGCUUCUGAGGAUGACACACACUUACUGA
Microthlaspi erraticum is the source of this 558-nucleotide messenger RNA. NCBI's taxonomy places the organism in Eukaryota, Viridiplantae, Streptophyta, Magnoliopsida, Brassicales, Brassicaceae. The record is from the annotation of a GenBank genome assembly.